Messenger RNA from Pyrgilauda ruficollis (rufous-necked snowfinch), 5297 nucleotides. RefSeq names its product calsyntenin 1 (gene CLSTN1). The transcript has 19 exons. Gene Ontology annotation, molecular function: kinesin binding; amyloid-beta binding; calcium ion binding. Bases 189 to 3101 code for a protein of 970 amino acids. Gene Ontology annotation, biological process: positive regulation of synapse assembly; homophilic cell-cell adhesion; positive regulation of synaptic transmission. Gene Ontology annotation, cellular component: cell surface; postsynaptic membrane. NCBI's taxonomy places the organism in Eukaryota, Metazoa, Chordata, Aves, Passeriformes, Passeridae. The record is from RefSeq and is a predicted model, not a curated record.
GGGUGGGCGGGGGAGGGAGGGGAGGGACGGCGAGCGGAGCGGGGCCGCGCAGCGCUUCUCCUCCCUCCUCCUCUUCCUCCUCCUCCUCCGCGGGGCCGAGCCGAGCCCUCCGCCCGCCGCACAGCGGAGCCCGGACCAGCGGGGGCGCCAGCCGGGGCUGCGCGCUGCCGUCCCCGCUCCGCGCUGCCAUGCCGGCCCCCGCCGCCCGCCUGCUGCUCGCCGCGCUGCUCUGCGGAGCGGCCGCGGCCGCUCGAGUUAACAAGCAUAAGCCAUGGAUUGAAACAACCUAUCAUGGCAUAGUUACAGAAAAUGACAACACGGUGCUCUUGGACCCCCCUCUAAUAGCCCUGGACAAAGAUGCACCUCUGCGUUUUGCAGAGAGUUUUGAGGUGACAGUCACCAAAGAAGGUGAGAUUUGUGGAUUUAAAAUCCACGGGCAGAAUGUUCCCUUUGAAGCAGUGGUAGUGGAUAAAUCCACUGGUGAGGGAAUAAUACGCUCUAAGGAAAAGCUUGACUGUGAGCUGCAGAAGGACUACACGUUCACCAUCCAGGCCUACGACUGUGGGAGGGGACCAGAUGGAGCAAACGCAAAAAAAUCCCACAAGGCCACCGUGCACAUCCAGGUGAACGACGUGAACGAGUACGCGCCGGUGUUCAAGGAGAAGUCCUACAAGGCCACGGUCAUCGAGGGCAAGAGGUACGACAGCGUCCUCAAGGUGGAGGCCGUGGAUGCAGACUGCUCCCCCCAGUUCAGCCAGAUCUGCAGCUACGAGAUCGUGACUCCGGACGUGCCCUUUGCCAUCGACAAGGACGGUUAUAUAAAAAACACAGAAAAGUUAAGCUAUGGUAAAGAACACCAGUAUAAACUGACAGUAACAGCCUAUGACUGUGGGAAGAAGAGAGCUGCUGAGGAUGUGUUGGUUAAAAUUAGCAUUAAGCCUACGUGCAAGCCUGGCUGGCAAGGUUGGAGCAAAAGAAUAGAAUACGAGCCUGGCACUGGUUCCUUGGCUCUGUUCCCUGGGAUGCAUUUGGAGACAUGUGAUGAGCCAAUAACCUCAGUUGAAGCAACGGUGGAACUAGAAACCAACCAUAUUGGUAAAGGCUGUGAUAGAGACACCUACUCUGAGAAAUCCAUCCACAGGCUCUGUGGUGCUGCCUCUGGCACAGCUGAGCUGCUCCCCCCUCCAAGCAGUGCUGCUAACUGGACUGUGGGGCUGCCCACGGAUAAUGGCCACGACAGCGACCAGGUCUUCGAGUUUAACGGCACUCAGGCUGUGAAGAUUCCAGAUGGUGUUGUCACAGUCAAUCUGAAAGAGCCCUUCAUGAUUUCAGUAUGGAUGAGGCACGGGCCCGGAACCAAGGAGAAAGAGACAAUUCUGUGCAAUUCAGACAAGACAGAUAUGAACCGGCACCACUACAUGCUGUACGUGCACAACUGCCGCCUGGUCUUCCUGUUCCGCCAGGACCCCUCCGAGGGAAAGUCCUACAAACCUGCCGAGUUCCACUGGAAGCUCAAUCAGGUGUGUGACAAAGAGUGGCACCACUACGUUGUCAACGUCGAAUUUCCCGCCGUGUCUCUGUACGUGGAUGGGGUUUCCUACGAUCCUUUCCCAGUCACUGAGGAUUACCCACUCCACCCUUCCAAGAUAGAAACACAGCUGGUGGUUGGAGCAUGCUGGCAAGAAUAUACAGGAAGUGAAAAUGACAAUGAAACUGUGCCCGAGACCUCUGCAGGUGGUGAACUGCGCAUGGCUCAGUUUUUCCGAGGCAAUCUGGCAGGGCUGAUGAUCCGUUCUGGUAAACUGGAGAACAAGAAGGUGAUUGAUUGCCUCUACACCUGCAAAGAGGGGCUGGAUUUGCAGAUGGCUGAUGGCGUUGGCAAAGGUGUGAAGAUCCACAUGAGCCCGAGCCAGUCCACGCUGACCAUAGAGGGGGAUGACAUUGACAGGGUGGACAAGGCCAUGCAGCACAUUUCCUACCUGAACUCCCGCCAGUUCCCAACUCCUGGCAUUCGGAGGCUGAAGAUCACCAGCACUGCCAAGUGUUUCAAUGAAGAGGCCUGUGUCUCCAUUCCCUCUGUGGAGGGGUAUGUCAUGGUCCUGCAGCCGGAGGAGCCAAAAAUCAGCCUGAGUGGCAUCAACCACUUUGCCCGCUCUGCCUCGGAGUUCGAGAGCGCCGAGGGCGUUUCCCUGUUCCCGGAGCUGCGCAUCAUCAGCACCAUCACCCGCGAGGUGGAGCCCGAGGGCGACGGGGACGAGGAUCCCACGGUUCAAGAGUCUUUGGUAUCUGAAGAGAUCAUGCACAACCUGGAUAUGUGUGAGGUGACAGUGCUGGGAGAGGAACUAAAUCAGGAACAAGAGAGCCUGGAGAUUGACAUGACACGAUUGCAGCAGAAAGGCAUUGAGAUGAGCAGUUCCAACCUGGGCAUGAUAAUCACAGGGGUGGACACCAUGGCUAACUACGAGGAGGUUCUGCACCUGAUCCGCUACCGGAACUGGCGCACGGCGUCCCUGUUCGACAGGAAGUUCAGGCUGCUCUGCUCCGAGCUCAACGGCCGCUACGUCAGCAACGAGUUCCAGGUGGAGGUGAAUGUUAUCCACACAGCCAGCCCAGUGGAACAUGCCAAUCACAUUGCUGCACAGCCACAGUUCAUUCACCCAGUGCAUCAUUCCUUUGUUGAUCUCUCUGGGCACAACUUGGCAAACCCUCAUCCCUUUUCAGUUGUCCCCAGCACAGCCACGGUGGUGAUCGUGGUGUGUGUCAGCUUCCUGGUGUUCAUGAUCAUCCUGGGCGUGUUCCGCAUCCGCGCCGCGCACCAGAGAACCAUGAGGGACCAGGACACGGGCAAGGAGAACGAGAUGGACUGGGACGACUCUGCUCUGACCAUCACUGUGAACCCCAUGGAGACUUAUGAGGAUCAACACAGCAGUGAAGAGGAGGAGGAGGAGGAGGAAGAAGAAAGUGAAGAUGGAGAAGAAGAUGACAUCACUAGUGCAGAGUCUGAAAGCAGUGAGGAGGAAGAGGGAGAGCAGGAGGAGGACCAACAGAAUGUCAACAGACAGCAGCAGCUGGAGUGGGAUGACUCUACCCUCAGUUAUUGAUUCUAGCUGCUCCCUUUGUCUUUCUGUUCCCGCUCUAGAAGACUCCACUGUCACACACUCCAUUGGUACCAAGGAUUCAUGGUGUUUAAAACAAAAAAAUUCAUUCUGGCCAGUAGAUUGACCCCCACACAAGCCGUGUUUGUGUUCUGUCAGCUAGUUCCUGGUGUUUAGGGUUGUAGUUAGCACCUCUUCCUUCAGCCAUGCCUCAGUGACUGGAUUUUUUUUACGCUCUGUGAGGAACCACCUUGCACUUUUUUCUUCAUGUCAUCUCAGCUCAGUGACUCUACAGCUCUGUAGCCAUUGCACAUGAAUUUCUGAACUGUCUUUUUUUGCUCAGUGAAACAAACUUGGCUUUGUUCCUUUUUCUCUUUCUAAACGAUGCAAAGAUUGCUUGUUGACAAAGGGUAAAGCUGCUCAUUUCAGCCUGUUGAUUUCUUUUAAUUUUUUUUCCCCAAAUUAGUGCAUGUGUAAAGUGGCAGAAUGAGGUUAAUAUGUAGAAGAUUAACAAGACUUUUUAAUAUUUUGUAAAUAUAUUGGAAUUAUGUAAUUAUGUCAUUUGUGGUAGUGAAAACAGGGAUUGGGGUUUAAAACAUGCUAAAGUGAAAAAUCAUGCAGCAUGAACUAUUCCAAGUCUCAUCCUACUGCAGCAGGAGCACGGGCACAGUUCUUAGUGUAGAUGUUCAGUAACUCUGUCUUGGCCUUGAUGCCAUGUGUGCUCAUGCCCCGCUCUCCUUCAACUCCUUCCUUUUCUUUCAUCUCCUUUUUUUUUUGCAGAGGGAACAGACAAGCUUGUGAGAGGUUGUAAAGGCUUUAGGAGCCUCUGCAGAGGUUCAGCUCCCCCGUGCACUACAGUUUGUUUUUAAUUUUAUUUUUUUUUCUCCAAUUAUGGCUUGCCAUAAAGGCUUUUAAGUUAUUGGGGAAAUAACACUACAUGCAUGGUGGGCAGAUCUGUGUGCUGUGGCUGUGGCCACAGCUCCUGGUAGUUCUGGGGAGAGUGCCUGGAGUCCAGGGUGGGCUGUGCACACUGCAGGCAGCUCUGGGUGUAGGGGAGUCUGAGACCUGGGUACCUGAGCACCUGGGCUACCAGUCUACAUGGAUAGGGAUUUAGGGGUUUUUUGUUGUUAAUGUUUUCUAAUUUGGAAGUGGGAGGGUUUGGGAUGUAGCUGAUACCACUGAACACUCCUGCUCCUCCCCUGCAGCCCCUUGUACAGAUUGUUGUUGUUUUCAGCCUUUGUUUACACUUAGUAAUUGUGUUUUCCUGCUGGUGAAAAACUGUAGCAUAAAUUAUCCGACCAGAAAACCUUGGGAAUCACGUUAAUUCAUGUAAUUUGGGUUGUUUCUGAUCCCAGUUCCAAUCUGGGGUUGCAGAGGGCAGUAGCUGGAAGGUACAAACAUGGGGGGGCUGUUUUUUCUGUCAGGCAGGGUUGUUUAACUUUAUUUGGUCUGAUGCAGAGUCGUGAAUAAUGAAUUUCUGCUUGAUCUCUGAGGAGGUGGAUUAAAGAGUAACUUGCUCUGCCUGUAGCAGGAGCCUGGGACUGCACUCCCUCCUGAGCACGGUAAGCCGAGCGCCAGCGUCCGCUCCUGGGCGCAGAGCCCAGCGUGCCAGGGCAGGGCCAGGGGCACUGGGGAAGGGCCAGAGAGGGGCACGGGGGUCCUGAGCCCCAGAGGGAUAAAGGAUCAGGGCUGAGCACGUGUGUGUACAGCUGGAUUGCAGAGCAGCCCCCUCCCACCUGCGGGGAUCCAUGGGGUUUGCUCUGGGGGAGCCUGACUGAGGAGUGCCUUUAAACAGAGAUGGACCUGGCAGCAGGGGAAGAACCCACACCAGAGCUUACUGUUUUUUGGGGUUGGUUUUGGUUUUGUUUUGGUUUUUUUUAAUGUAAAAUUUUAGAUUUCUAAAAUGGGGAAAUGGUUUUGACUACUUAGGUGGUAAUUAACUGCUAGUUUUAAGUAAACUGGGAAACUUUUAACUUAUGUCUGACAGUUGUCCUGUGUUAAUGUGUAGAAGACUUAUCCUUCCAUAUACUGUUGCUGUAGCUGCUGUAUUUUAGACCAAAACUGAUCAUGAAUGGUAAUACUGAGGGCUUGUAAUGUCCUGAUGCAGUUUGUAGCCACUGUGGGUAUAACUUUUCAGAUGUGUAUAUUGGUAACAGGUCAGUUUGGAAAGUCUAUAAGCUACAAUAAAUUUCUGGUUCUAAA